AUGAUGUUUCUUCUGGGAGUUAUUAGUCUCGUUUUCGUGACAAAUAAAACUAUACGUUCUAUAAUUUAUCCCAAUGACACAUUUCGACAAGCAACACGACAUUCAGAUUUUUCUUAUUUCAUUGGCAGAAAGUUAAUGAUAUUAAACAUAACUGCGACAUCUUAUUCAACCGACUUAUUUACAGCUGCCCAGCUGCGAAAUGGCGCAAUUAUCCUGCAUAUUAUUGGUAUGAUAUACAUGUUUAUCGCCCUGGCUGUUGUCUGUGACGAAUUCUUCGUCCCUGCGUUGAUUGUCAUCACGGGCAAGCUUGGAAUAGCUAAAGAUGUCUCCGGGGGAACGUUCAUGGCUGCAGGCUGUUCUGCUCCAGAAUUUUUCACAAGCAUUCUGGGAAUUUUCGUCUCCAAAAGUGACGUGGGUAUCGGUACGGUAGUCGGUUCUGCUGUGUUUAACCUGUUGUUCGUUAUUGGCACGUCUGUUGUGCUAAGUAAAGAAGCAUUGGCUCUACACUGGUGGCCUGUGUUUCGAGACGUUAGCUUCUACAGCUUGUCUCUUUCGUGCCUCAUCGGAUUUUUCUCUAAUGAUAGAAUCGAAUGGUGGGAAGCUUUCUCGCUGUUCCUAUGUUAUGUGGCGUAUAUCAGCUUUAUGAAGUUCAACUGCAGAAUUGAAGAAAAGAUCAAGGAGUUUCUGACACGUUGUAAGCAUUCAAGAAACAAAGUCGAGAACAGCCAUGUGGUAUAUAGUCAACAGGUAGGUAUAGCUUGCAAAUAG
Molecule: messenger RNA, 768 nt
Organism: Candidula unifasciata
Lineage: Eukaryota; Metazoa; Mollusca; Gastropoda; Stylommatophora; Geomitridae
Source: the annotation of a GenBank genome assembly